AAUCUAAAAAAACACUUCGAGCGACUUAGAAACGGAAGGACUUGCGCGCAGACUUGCAGCCCUAGACAGGGUCUCUUCAUCUGCAGCUUCGUUUUGACACACAAAGCCUGAGCGGCAGAGAUGCCGCCGGCGGAGGUGCAGAUGCCCAUCACUAAACCUUCGUCCUACGCAGCGGCGGUAAGGGAUUUAAUCCCCGGCCAUCGACUGGACUCUCAACCACACAUAUCUUCCGAUGUCCACUUCCAAGGGCUACCGGCGAAGUCUCCUCGUAGAUUCAGGGGCAUUCCGGCUGUAUCAUUCACUGCAAAUGAAAUUCAGGUUCUAUCUUCUAUAUUUCGUUAUGCCCUUGUUGGGGCCUUCCCACAGAAACGCCCUCCCCUUUCUUCGAUACGGAAGGCCAUGGAGGCUAUAGGGUUUUCCAAACCCUACUCAGUCGGGCAUCUCCAAUCGCAUCAGAUACUUUUUAAUUUUCGUUCAGAUUUGGAUUUUCAAAGAUUUUGGCUUAAAAAUAAUUGGUACUUCUUUGGUUGUGCUAUGAAUGUAUCGAGGUGGACUCCUUCCUACUAUGUGGAAGCUGACUCCCCCUUGUGUCCCGUUUGGGUAGCCAUGGAGGGCAUACCAGUUCACCUACAUGAUGUGCGAGCUCUGUACGUCAUAGCUGGCUUACUUGGCAGACCACUCAAAAUUGAUGCUCCAACUGCUAAUUUUUCUAGGCCCUCUACAGCUAGAAUAUUGAUUGAACUUGAUAUCUCUAGGGAACUAUCUCAAAAAAUUUGGAUUGAUAAUGGUGAAUCCGGCUUUUUUCAGGCUGCGGUGUACGAAAAUUUACCUGUAUUCUGUACUGUUUGUUCUCGCUUUGGCCAUACCAGUAGGAAUUGCUCCCGGGUCUCAAAACCAAUGAUGCAAAAAGCAAAGGUUUCUGGGACUAAGGAUCUAAUAACUGAUGUUCCAAAUAUGCUUGUUUCAGUCCCUUUGGUUGUUGAUGCUACAAAUUUAGUUGUUGGUGUCACCUCAUGUGAUACCAUGAUCCCAAAUAGGAAGGCUGGGGAUAGCCUUGUGUCCCCUGUGACCGAAAAAUCCCCCCCUAUCUGAUUAUGAUCAGGACAACUCCACUGCCCCCCUGGAAACUAGUAUUGAGGGUACUGAUACUCUCUACAAUAUGCUCCUAUCCUCAAUUUUGUAGCUCCUACUUCUUUUCUUCCUCUUUCCAUCCAAACAACUUUGAACUCCACCAUCUGUAACCUUUUCUCUUAUUUCUUCUUUCUUUCCUAUAAUCUUCAUCCCACCUUUUGUUCUUUUUACUUCAUUUGCAGUUGAUAGACCAACUAUCUAUUCAUGCUCCUGCUCCUGAAUUGAAACUGAAGGUUCUGCUGAAAGAAAUUGCUGAGGAGCAUGAACUAGAGUGGGACCCAAGUGGGACAUAAUCUGAAUUGUUGAAGCCGCAUGAAGACUUGCUUUGCAAUGGAGGAAAGCCGUGGGCUCAAGUCAAGAAAGGGAAGAGUGGAAUGGAUUACUCCUAUGUCUCGAAUGCAAGUUGGGAGUUAUGAAUGUGGUUAUUAUGUGAUGUUGCAUAUGUUGAAUAUUGUUUCGGCGGUAAUUCUUGAAAUGUGGGAUGAGCGAUUCGCCAAUCCGGAACCAUUCUCAUCAGAAGAGAUCGAUGAAGUACGAACUCGUUGGGCAUCAUAUUUCUUAGAAAUGACGCAAUCCAUCAAUGACACAUGAUAAACGUGUUUGUUUAAGUUUUUGAGUUAUGAUGAGACUUGUAACUUUAUACAAUGUGUUAUUACUCUAGACUUGUGCAAGGAUUGUUUUAUUUUAGCUUAUUAUUAUGUACUAAGUUGUUACUUGAACUUGUUUAACAUUUGUGGAAGAAUUGAAAAAUAGCUUGUGUUAUUGUUUUAGAUGGAUUAAGU
This is a messenger RNA of Cuscuta europaea, 1913 nucleotides long. The record is from the annotation of a GenBank genome assembly. NCBI's taxonomy places the organism in Eukaryota, Viridiplantae, Streptophyta, Magnoliopsida, Solanales, Convolvulaceae.